This is a messenger RNA of Saimiri boliviensis boliviensis (Bolivian squirrel monkey), 1810 nucleotides long. RefSeq names its product opioid growth factor receptor like 1 (gene OGFRL1). The record is from RefSeq and is a predicted model, not a curated record. Lineage: Eukaryota; Metazoa; Chordata; Mammalia; Primates; Cebidae. Gene Ontology annotation, molecular function: opioid growth factor receptor activity. Gene Ontology annotation, cellular component: membrane.
CGGCUCCCGCCCGUGGGGAGGAGAAGGAGGCGAAUGGGCGGGUUCAAGCGCGCGCGGCGGCGGGUCCCGGGGCCGCCGGCUCCUCCCCGCGAGGGUGCCUGUCCGCCGCUCGCCGCGCUGAGGCAGUGCGGGGCGGGCGCGCCUAGGCUGCCGCCCAGCGCCCUCGCCGCGGCCAUGCCCGGGCCCUAGCGCGCCUGCCGCAGCCCGCGCCCCGCAGCCCCGCAGCCCCGCGCCCGCCGCCGCCUCUUCAAUGGGCAACCUGCUGGGUGGGGUCAGCUUCCGCGAGCCCACCACCGUGGAGGACUGCGACUCCACCUGGCAGACCGACUCGGAGCCCGAGCCUGAGGACCCGGGGCCGGGCGGCGGCAGCGAGGGGCCGGGGCAGGAGCCCGCGCAGCCCCCGGAGCCAGCCAGCAGGCGGCCCAGCGCCAGCCCCGCGCCGGACCAGGACGCCGAGGCGGCGAGCUCCGAGCAGGGUGAUGAUUCCACUGAAGCAACGGCCAAACCAAAGAGAAGUUUUUAUGCUGCGAGGGAUUUGUACAAGUACCGACACCAGUACCCACAGAACUUCAAAGAUAUCCGAUAUCAGAAUGAUUUGAGCAAUCUUCGUUUUUAUAAGAAUAAAAUUCCAUUCAAGCCAGAUGGUGUUUACAUUGAAGAAGUUCUAAAUAAAUGGAAAGGAGAUUAUGAAAAACUGGAGCACAACCACACUUACAUUCAAUGGCUUUUCCCCCUGAGAGAACAAGGAUUGAACUUUUAUGCUAAAGAACUAACUACAUAUGAAAUUGAGGAAUUCAAAAAAACAAAAGAAGCAAUUAGAAGAUUCCUUCUGGCUUAUAAAAUGAUGCUAGAAUUUUUUGGAAUAAAACUGACAGAUAAAAUUGGAAAUGUUGCUCGGGCUGUUAACUGGCAGGAAAGAUUUCAGCAUCUGAAUGAGUCCCAGCACAACUACUUAAGAAUCACUCGUAUUCUUAAAAGCCUUGGUGAGCUUGGAUAUGAAAGUUUUAAAUCUCCUCUUGUAAAAUUUAUUCUUCAUGAAGCUCUUGUGGAAAAUACUAUUCCCAAUAUUAAGCAGAGUGCUCUAGAGUAUUUUGUUUAUACAAUUAGAGACAGAAGAGAAAGGAGAAAGCUCCUGCGGUUUGCCCAGAAACACUACACGCCUUCAGAGAACUUUAUCUGGGGACCUCCUAGAAAAGAACAGUUAGAGGGAAGCAAAGCCCAGAAAAUGUCUUCCCCUCUUGCCUCCAGUCAUAACAGUCAAACUUCUAUGCACAAAAAAGCCAAGGACUCCAAAAGUUCCUCCUCAGCUGUUCAUUUAAAUAGCAAAACAGCUGAAGAAAAAAAAGUGGCACCAAAAGAGCCUGUGGAACAGACAGACAGGACCAGCCCGGAGCCCAGCAAUGAAGCUGCCAAGCCAAGUAAUACAGAGGACAGUAAUGCAGGGAGUGUGAAUUCUCAACCUGAAAAAACAGUUAUGAAUCCCACAGAAAAAAAGGAGAGUGCAUCUCCUGAAAAUAACGAAGAAGGUGAAAACCAUAACCAAGACGGUGAAAGUCCUGGAAAUACAAAUUGCCAUGAGGUGGUACUAGUACAGUGAAUCAGAAAACCCAUAAGCCAGUUUAGGUUAGAGAGGAAAAUAACGACUGUAUCGUUUAUCCUAAAGAACAGACAAGGUCACAUUUCAAAUUUUAGCCAUCUGUGAUUUCUGUCAUAAGCAUUUUAUUGUUGCGUUUUCAUUUUGGAUGACAGCGAAUUGAAUAUCUAGUAAGGAGAUAAAAGACAAGACCCAAUAUAUUCUGUAAUGCAUUUA